This is a messenger RNA of Trichomycterus rosablanca, 2475 nucleotides long. It is a transcript of the gene thap12b, whose product is annotated as THAP domain containing 12b. The transcript is spliced from 5 exons. The record is from RefSeq and is a predicted model, not a curated record. Bases 23 to 2281 code for a protein of 752 amino acids. NCBI's taxonomy places the organism in Eukaryota, Metazoa, Chordata, Actinopteri, Siluriformes, Trichomycteridae.
AUUAACAAAAGUGUUUUAAACAAUGCCAAAUUUCUGCGCAGCUCCGAACUGCACAAGAAAAAGCACCCAGUCUGAUCUGGCUUUCUUCAGGUUUCCGAGAGAUCCUGACAGAUGUAGGCUGUGGGUAGAGAACUGUCGCCGUGCAGAUCUAGAAGAGAAAACUCCUGAUCAACUAAACAAACACUACAGGCUAUGUGCAAAUCACUUUGAGCCAGCGAUGAUCUGUAAAACUAGCCCUUACAGGACUGUGCUGAGGGACACGGCUAUUCCAACCAUUUUUGACUUAACCAGCCACCUCAACAAUCCACACAGCAGACAUCGGAAACGCAUCAAAAUUUUGACAGAUGAAGAGGUACAAAGAAUGAAAGAACGAAGGUUGGAGUCUGCACUUGAACAGAAAAAGGAUAAAAAUGAGGAAGACGGCACAGAGGCCAGUGAUGAUACACCUCAGCUGACUUCACAUGAAAAAGAACUAAGACAGUUCUUGAAGUCUUUGUUUGAAGUGAUUAUUGUAAUUGGAAAACAAAACCUGCCGUUGAGAUUCUGCUCAAAAGAUGAGCCUGAGACUCACCCUGUUUCCGUUAGCGUUUUUCAGGCGUUACUGGAAAGCCGCAUGAACGCAGGCGACGAGUUUCUUAAAGCUCAGUUUGAAGCAGCAGCUGUAAAUGAGGAAUUCUGGUCAGUUUCACAGCAGAGGCAAUUGCUGGACACUUGUGAGAAAUACAUUCGCGACGAGCUACUCCAGGAAGUAAGAGAAAGCCGCUUCUUUUCUCUGGUGACUGGGGAGCUGGUGGAGUUUCCAGAGGGCCAACACAUUCCAGUGUUCUUACGUUUUGUGGACCAAAGCAACACCGUCAGGGAAGAGUUUGUAGAGUUCCUUGCAUUUGACAGAGAUGAAAAAAUCAUGGCAGAGAAAUUGGAAUCUUGCAUCACUAAGGAAUGGGACUUAAGCUUGGAACAUUGUAGAGGCCAAUCACAUGCUGGCUCAGGUGUGUUUGGCUGUAAGAUGAAAAUGAUAGCCAAUCAGCUGCUAGAGAAAUACCCGCUGGCAGUGAAUACCCCAUGCUCGACCUGUGCGCUUAACAUACACCUGGCUAACUGUAUUCCACUAACUGGAGUUCAGGUCGUGAUGUCAGUUUUGAAAAGAACAGAUGCAUUUUUUAAGGCGUCUCCGUUGCUCCAGGCUGAACUAGAUAGUGCAAUUUCCAUUCUCAAUCAAGACAAUCCGGAGAAAGUAAACUAUCUGAAAGAAAGCUCUCGCGCCACCUGGACAGACCUGCAUAAUCUGUUUGAGGUUGCUGUCGAUUUGUUGGAGCCACUUUUGCUUUGCAUGGAUAGCAUACAUGAUAACGAAGACUUCAAAUGGAACGAUCAAUUAACCAGCGACGCUUACGCCAUCUCUGAGGCUUUGGCUGACUUUGAAUUUGUUGUUACUUUGGUCAUACUGAAAAACGCACUCUCGUUCACGAGAGCCUUUGGUAAAAAUCUACAAGGAGAAACUCUGGAUGUCUUUUUUGCUGCCAACAGUCUAACUGCAGUCUUACAUUCCUUGCACGAAGUUCUAGAAAACGUCGAGGUUUACCAUGAAUUUUGGUUCGAGGAAGCUGUAAAUCGGGCCACAGCGAUGGAGAUCCUGAUUAAAGUGCCCAGACUGUUUCUCAGAAAACAACAGUUGUUUGAAAUGAUGGAAAUACAAACCGAGGCAUUUUUUAAAGACUACUUGACUCUUCCGGUUAUGGAGCACAUCACUCAGGAAGUGAGAGACAUUUUCUCUGAUAACCACACCAAGGCUCUCAAGUGUCUGUCUCUGGUUCCAGCUGUCAUGGGCCAGCUGAAGUUCAACACGUCAGAGGAGGCCCAGACCGACGUCUUCAGGAGCGACCUUCCUCAACCGGAUACGCUUCCGGCAGAGCUGCACUGCUGGAAGAUCAAAUGGAAACACAGGGGAAAGGAAGUCAGCCUGCCGUGCACCAUUAACGAGACGCUGCAGCACUCGGACGUCAAGUUUUUCCCGAACGUGAACGCAUUUCUUAGAAUCCUGGCUUCUUUGCCGGUGUUAAAACUUGGGGGUCAGGGAGAGACCGGUCAGAAACGCCUGCUGGCUUACCUUUCAGACACACCAAUGAGGAACAGAUCUAAGGGUUUGGCAAUGCUGAACAUUAAUUACCAUAUAAAAUUGGAUCUAGAGGAAAUGGUUGAGUGUUACAUCAAAACUUAUCCAGAGGAAGAAAGUGAUAAUCAAGUAGUUGCCUUUACUGAGACUGAAAUGCCUGAUGGUUGAUACUAGAUAGUUUAAAGUUCUAUUUUUGUACUUUGGUGUAAAUAAUUUGCCGUGCAUUUAUUUUGCCCAGUGCUGUUAACACAGCCUUGAAUACAUUUGUACUGUUAUAUAUAUAUAUAUAUAUAUGGAUCUACUGAGACUGCAUUUUAUUUUAAAAUGUAUUUAAUGUGUUCUGUAAAACUGGACAAAAAAUA